AGCCCAGCUCGGGGUCCUGGUGCGGUCGCGUAGCAGCGGCAGAGACGCGGCCGAGCCGCUACCGGACUACGGUCACCUGUAAGCGGUAAGCCGGCUGCCUUUGAGGUCCAGGGGCUGUGGUGGGAAAGCGCAUCUGCGGUGUCCCGAGUCCCUCUGAGCCUUCGCGAAGCCGAACUGAGGACAAAGUACCUGGGAACACCCGCCCGAGAGAUGGGACGGAGGGAAGGCAGAGGCCCAGCCGAGACCCGACCCAGAUCGCGGGUCCUUUACGGGAGAUGGUGGCUAGGCCCGAUGAGCGCCUAAAAACGUUUGUCACACGAAAGAGAGCUUGACCGCAUGAAGACAGUGACAGUCACUGAGGGAUUCCACUACGGUGACAAGACUCCAAGGCUGACACUUGUCCACGGACACGAGCUAAUGGCAGGGGACAGAAGCAAGCAGGGUGAGCUGGACCAAGAGAAGUACGAUGCUCAUGAAAACGUGAAGAUCAUCUGCCUGGGGGACAGUGCAGUGGGCAAGUCCAAACUCAUGGAGAGGUUUCUCAUGGAUGGAUUCCAGCCACAGCAACUGUCCACAUAUGCUCUGACCCUGUAUAAACACACGGCCACAGUAGACGGCAAGACCAUCCUUGUGGACUUCUGGGAUACAGCAGGCCAGGAGCGGUUCCAGAGCAUGCAUGCCUCCUACUACCACAAGGCUCACGCCUGCAUCAUGGUAUUUGAUGUCCAGAGGAAAAUCACCUAUAAGAACCUGGGCACCUGGUAUGCAGAACUUCGGGAGUUCAGGCCGGAGAUCCCGUGCAUCCUGGUGGCCAAUAAAAUUGAUGCAGACAUACAGAUGACUCAAAAGAAUUUCAGUUUUGCCAAGAAGUUCUCCCUACCCCUGUACUUUGUCUCGGCUGCUGAUGGAACCAAUGUUGUGAAGCUCUUCAAUGAUGCUAUUCGGUUAGCUGUGGCUUACAAAAAAAGUUCCCAGGACUUCAUGGAUGAGGUUUUACAGGAGCUUGAGAACUUCAAGUUGGAGCAGAAAGAAGAGGAUACACCAGACCAAGAGCAGGGUGACAUGAGCAAGAGCCCAUCUCCUUCUUAACCAGAGGACAUCCACACAUGGCAGAAUUGGGGUAUUGGGGACCAUUUGGAACACCCUACAUUGCUGGAGAACCUCUCUAGACUACCCCUGCUCAACUUCCUGCAAACCCACUGUUCUGUGGUACUUGAUGAGGUCAACACAAACUAGACAGAUGUGAUACCCACCAGCUUCCUGCAUCAGGAUGAGGGAUCCGUGUCUUUCACAUCCCCCACCCCCACCCCAGCAGCCUGACAGUGCAGAAACAGUGCACAUGCUCAUGUCUUCUUAGUAGACAUUUAGGUGUUUGUUGGUCUUUCUUCCCAAACUGACCUCAGGGACUGUCACUUCCUUUUUGCCGAGAGAAUGAUGCAAAAGGACUGUGUCCCUACAGAAUCCAUCCAUGAUACCCCUGUCCCUGUCUCCCAACCAACUUUCUCAACAAUAUUUUGACAGACAACUGUUAAUUCCAGAUUUGUUUUUAGCACCGACUGUUUCAGGAGCUCUUCUAGGUCAGUUGAGAGCACAGGAGCAGAACUAUUGCGGUGGAGUGAAGACAAGUCUAGCCAUAUCUGCUUACACACACUUUACUGUUCCCCACCACAUGAACAAAAACCCCCUUUAAACCUCCAUCUCAGGGUAGAAAGCUUCCUCCACCUCUGGGGCGAGCCACACACUGCGUCGUGGUCAGGGUAGCAGUGAGGAGCAGAGGAGAGCCGCCUGCGCUCUGCAGCUUGCUGGAUUGCCUUGUCUCGAGCAUUUGCAUUAUCAUUUUGUUUAUAUUGUUUCCUUUUUUACAAUAAAGAGUACGUUUCAUAAA
Molecule: messenger RNA, 1885 nt
Organism: Rattus norvegicus (Norway rat)
Lineage: Eukaryota; Metazoa; Chordata; Mammalia; Rodentia; Muridae
Gene: Rabl2
Product: RAB, member of RAS oncogene family like 2
Biological process (GO): photoreceptor cell morphogenesis; microtubule-based movement; cilium assembly
Cellular component (GO): sperm midpiece; cilium; intraciliary transport particle B
Molecular function (GO): GTP binding; G protein activity; GTPase activity
Source: RefSeq, a predicted model, not a curated record